Molecule: messenger RNA, 3309 nt
Organism: Macrosteles quadrilineatus (aster leafhopper)
Lineage: Eukaryota; Metazoa; Arthropoda; Insecta; Hemiptera; Cicadellidae
Product: ubiquitin carboxyl-terminal hydrolase 20-like
Exons: 20
Coding region: 133-2808 (891 amino acids)
Biological process (GO): protein deubiquitination
Molecular function (GO): zinc ion binding; cysteine-type deubiquitinase activity
Source: RefSeq, a predicted model, not a curated record
GUCUGUUCUGUUCGUUUGUUGGUCUGUUCCUUUGAAGACAAUAUGGAGGUACCGUCAGAAGCAUCAUACUAUUUACAUUGAGGUGAAAUCGCAAGUUUUGGCAAAGUUGAGCCAAGAUCCUUUACAACAAGGAUGACGGCUCGAUCUAGCCGAUGUCCCCAUUUGGCCACUAUGGGCCUCAUGGCCUCCAACUACGCUGAAGUGUCCAAAGACCUACAGCAGUGCCACUCGUGUGAGGUGCGAGGGGCAAACCUGUGGCUGUGUCUGUACAGGGACUGUCUACGAGUGGGUUGUGGAGACUCGGGACAAGAUCACAGCCAGUCACACUUCCAGAAACAGCCGCAGCACUGCGUACACCUGAACCUGUCCACCUUCCGUCUGUGGUGCUAUGUGUGUGACGUGGAGGUGGUGAUAGAGCCACCUGUCGGCCCCUGUAGUAGUAGACUACGCUACGGUGACUCACUGGACGAAGACUCGGACGACAACACUUGUGCUACUGACGACAACGCUAAACCCACUGGGCUUACUGGUUUGCAGAACAUAGGAAACACAUGUUACAUGAACGCAGCUUUGCAAGCGCUCUCCAACACACCUCCGCUUACGAGGUAUUUCCUGGAGUGUGGGGCCGUAGUACUGGGAGGUAAUGAGGCGGGUCGUAAGCCUCCCAACCUGAGCCGUUCUUACUUGCGUCUCAUGCAAGACAUGUGGCACAGGCGACGACUCGGCUACGUGGCUCCCAACGCCAUACUCUACGGCAUCAGAAAUGCCCACCCGAUGUUCCGUGGAUAUCACCAGCACGACACGCAGGAGUUCUUGAGGUGCUUCAUGGACCAACUCCACGAGGAACUCAAGGUCCCGUACAUACAGCCUCCCAUGCCACAUAACACCAGGCAUUCUUUUCAAGUGAGACGAGUAUCAAGCCUAGACGAGCUGUCGGAAGAGGAAGGCGGGAGUGGAGUGGGGAUGAUGGAGGGGGAGGGUGGAGGAGCCAGCAGCCAGUCGGAGGGAGAGGAGUACGAGACUUGUGACUCUGGUGUGAGUGAACGUAGCUCACUCAGCGAUGAGGGGAGCACCAAGCAUGCAGGUCCCUUGUCCAGGUCUCCUUCGCCCACACAGGACAUCCAGAUGUCAUCCUUGGCUCCUCACAACUUUCACACUUCACACGUGUCGCCUACGAGAGGGAGCCACCGUAGAAAGCAGCAGGUGAAGUACCGCAGCAUCAUCUCGGACGUGUUUGAUGGCAAGUUGCUUAGCUCGGUGCAGUGUCUCACGUGCAACAGGAUAUCUACCAGGAUGGAGACUUUUCAGGACCUAUCGCUACCAAUACCCAGCAAGGACCAUCUCACCAUGCUGCAUCAGGGGUCUGUCAACAUAGCCAAGUGUGCGGAACUCUACUCCACUGACCAGGGUUGGCUGUCCUGGCUAUGGGAGUGGGUCUGUAGUCUCUUCUGGGGCCCUACAGUGGGUCUACACGACUGUCUUGCUGCAUUCUUCAGUGCAGACGAACUCAAGGGCGAUAAUAUGUACAGUUGUGAGAAGUGUAACAAGCUGCGUAACGGAGUCAAGUUCUCCAAGGUGCUGGAGCUGCCGGAGGUGUUGUGUAUUCAUCUGAAGAGGUUCCGUCAUGAGCUCAUGUUCUCCUCUAAGAUCAACAACUAUGUUACAUUCCCUCUAGAAGACUUGGAUCUCAAACCUUACCUGCAUAAAGAUUGUAAGUCUAAAGUGACGACAUACAACCUGAUCUCUGUGAUAUGUCAUCACGGCGCGGCCGGCAGCGGUGGUCACUACACGUGCUACUCUCUCAAUGAACAGUAUAACCAGUGGUACGAGUUUGACGACCAGUGCGUCACCCUAGUAAGGCCAGAGACCGUCAGGAACUGUGAGGCAUACGUGCUUUUCUACAGGAAGGCCAGUCGAGAAAUGAGUGAACAACGAGAUCACAUACUACAGCUGUACAAGAAGACGUCGUCCAUGGAGGACAUGUACGUGGUGUCCAAGGCUUGGCUCACAAGGUUCUACACUUUCACGGAGCCUGGUCCCAUAGACAACACAGAUCUGUUGUGUCGUCAUAACCACUUACUGUCCGGACGUGACCAUUACCUCUCCACCAUGUUGACCUACGUGCCUGCCAGCGUAUGGCACCACCUCUAUAACAUCUAUGGGGGAGGACCCACCUGUGCCAAGGAGCAGUUGAGGCAAUGUACAGUCUGUGUGCAAGAGACUGGACAUCGACCUGACAUUGAGUUGAGGGAAUUUACUAGGCUGGGACAGGUUCAGUCGACAGGCCAUUACUUCGCCAUCGCCAUUGGUUGGUAUUCCCAGUGGGAGAACUAUGUGAAAGGCCAAACUUCGGAAGCUCCAGGACCCAUUGAUAACUCUCCUCUUACCACCUACGACCCUAGCCUUACUCUUGAUAAGGACUAUGUACAUGUGACUGUUGACCAGUGGGCUCUUCUACACAGGAUAUACGAGGGAGGCCCUGAAGUUCGGGUACAAGAACCCCAAGCUGCACCUGCUCUACCGGCUAAUGAAGAUCCUCCCAAUACAAUGGAAAGAACCUCUACAUUUGAAGAGACGUUCAACAUGAAUGAAUCUAUAGAUGAAGAGUGUUUUAACAUCAGUAUGAAAAUUAAUCAACACCCUUUGCGAAAACUAAAGAAGAUUGUAGCUCGGAGGAAAAGGAGAAAAUAUUGGCUUAACACCAAACGAACUACUCUUAAAAAACAAGACCUGCGGCAGACUGGAGUCAUCCUCAAGAGAUGCAGACGGAGAGAGGCGAUGGCUUCAGACAUUCUGAGUCACAGAUGAUCCAGCUCAGCGGAGCCCCCAAAGAGGAGAUUGUCCGCUCCGUCUCUCUCUCCGAUGUUCGCAUCUCCGGAGACGGAGAGCCCCAGACUAUGUGUUGACUCACUCUCCUCCCCCUCAACAAGAUACCAUGAUUCUAGACUGAUAUUUAUUGGAGUUCACAUUAAUUGUAAGCUUUAAAAAUUGUGAAUAAUGAACCAUAAAAAUUACACAGUGUUGACUGAUAUAUUUUUAUUUUGGCUUUUAAUAUUGUUCGCACGAACAGCUUUGAGUAUUUCUUAAGUCUAAGCAUGUUGUCUCAUGUAAGUCACUUGGUUGUCUCGAGUGUACUGUUCUAAACCAAAUACAUUCUUCUAGAUUUAUUUGUGUAUUUUAAAUAUAUUUAAUAAUGUAUUGAAUCGUGCUGGUUUUGGAAAUGUAACUUCACGGUUUUGUUAUUGUUAUUAAUUGUGUAGUAUUUCUAAAUCAUAAAUAAACUAUAUUUUUGUUUGUUUUUCAAAUAUA